AUGUUAAAACCCGGCAAGCGUCCUCGGCUCCGGAGCUCCGUUUCUCGAGGACCUCCUAUGCUCGCCUCAUCUCUCUGCUUUGAUAACUCUGAUCCUGGAAACGCUACAACAACCAGUACAUCUGUCAUGCCUUCUUCUCUAAUAGCCAUCGGUAAUAUCUCAGAUAUUUGCGAUCAAGUCUCUCAUCCCAAGCAGUCGGGUCUGAGGCUUUAUGGGGAUUUGUCAGAUCGUACUUUGGCUGACAAACUGGCUCUUCGGCCCUCCAAUUUAUACCACACUACAUUGCAUGCACAUACCGACUACCGAGCAGAUGCUUUUCCUAUGGCUCAUAUCAGAUGUACUCCUUUACAGGCACACAUGCCUCAAUCUUGUUCUAAAACUAGCCUGAUGUCUUGUCUAGCAAUGGCGACAGCUACGCCCAUUCACGGAUCCAGAGCCUAUUUAGGCGCAGACCCAUCGGCACCAGUGGUUUUAAUAGAUCCAGGACUGGCGAUGCUACUUCGCGAGUCUCCACGUGUACGCUUACCAAGCAAUCCGAUGCAUUGGAGUCCGAUCGAUCUGGCCUCCUACCUUAGUGGCACCGACUGCCGAGAAAUGUGGCCAUGGCUAGCAGCCGAGGCCGUCGAUGGGCAAGCAUUCAUGCUUCUUACUUUGCCCAUCCUACACCGACUUGUUGGCCUUCAAUGGCAGGAUGCUGUCCGUCUGGCUAAGCAUGUUGUCUCAGUAAAACGCGCUUUUGUAGAGCAGUACGCAAAUUCCGAGACGGAGGCUAGCUCGCCUACCAUUGUCACUACCGCCAUUGCCUCAUUUACCAUGCCUGCCGUUACUACCACAACUUCCUCCCUCACAAUUUCUUCCGCCGCGAUAGCAACUUCUGCUGCGACCGUUUUUACCACUGCCACUUCAUCUUUCCCCGACUCUUUAUCCACUGGCAACUUUGUUAGAGCCGGCUACUUUACUUCCAGGUCUACUGGAAUUAUGAGUCAUCAAAUCGAGUCAAAUGAAAAUGGUACAAAUCCGAACGUUGGCCUCUUGGCCGCGACGGCCCUCAUAUCUGGCCAGCCUACACUUCCUGCGACUCCAAAGUCGUUAGAGGUCGCUGCAGUCGUCACCGCCGCCUCUUCUCGUGUCUUUAGUUGUGGGGACUAA
Protopolystoma xenopodis is the source of this 1149-nucleotide messenger RNA. The record is from the annotation of a GenBank genome assembly. NCBI's taxonomy places the organism in Eukaryota, Metazoa, Platyhelminthes, Monogenea, Polystomatidea, Polystomatidae.